Serinus canaria (Common canary) is the source of this 3141-nucleotide messenger RNA. RefSeq names its product protein O-glucosyltransferase 1 (gene POGLUT1). The transcript is spliced from 11 exons. Gene Ontology annotation, cellular component: endomembrane system. The record is from RefSeq and is a predicted model, not a curated record. NCBI's taxonomy places the organism in Eukaryota, Metazoa, Chordata, Aves, Passeriformes, Fringillidae. Gene Ontology annotation, molecular function: UDP-glucosyltransferase activity; UDP-xylosyltransferase activity. The coding region runs from base 88 to 1401 and encodes 437 amino acids. Gene Ontology annotation, biological process: protein O-linked glycosylation; positive regulation of Notch signaling pathway.
CUGUCCCAACUGCACGCUCAGAGCUCCUCUGGGUAGCGGCCGCUUGUGCAGCACGGCCCCAUCUAUCGCGACCCGCCGCGACAGGCCAUGUCCGACAGGCGACUCUGUCGCGGCACGGCAGGGUCCGCCCGCCCCCUCAGCGCUGGGGCGGGAACUACAGCUCCCAUGGCCGCGCGGGGCGAGCGUCGCCGCCAUCUUGGGCCGGGCGGCGGGGCGGCCAUGGCCGCGGGGCGGGCGGCGCUGGCGCUCUGGGCCGUGGCGGCCGUGGCGGCCGCGCUGUGCCGCCUGCAGCCCGCCCUGGCGGCAGAUGCCAAGUGGAAAGCGAUAACUGGCCAAAUUAAGAAAGCUGUGGAAGCCUAUGAGCCGUGUGUAAAGGAAAAUUGCAGCUGCCACCAAAGUGUCUGGAAGCAGGACCUGGCUCCUUUUCGAGGUGGCAUUUCCAAGGAGACAGUGUCAGACGUGGUGAGCCGGAAGCUUGGGACCCACUACCAAAUAAUUAAAAACAAACUGUAUCGUGAGCAAGACUGCAUGUUCCCUGCAAGAUGCAGUGGAGUUGAACACUUCAUUCUGGGGAUCAUCCACCGCCUCCCUGACAUGGAAAUGGUGAUCAAUGUGCGAGACUACCCCCAGGUUCCCAAGUGGAUGAAACCCAUUAUCCCAGUCUUCUCCUUCAGCAAGACAUCUGAAUACAAUGAUAUCAUGUAUCCUGCCUGGACAUUUUGGGAAGGAGGACCAGCUGUUUGGCCAAUUUACCCAACAGGUUUGGGGCGCUGGGACCUCAUGAGAGAGGACCUCAGAAGAUCUGCAGAAAAAUGGCCAUGGAAGAAAAAAAUCUCUAAGGGAUAUUUCCGAGGAUCCAGAACAAGCCCUGAGAGAGAUCCCCUCAUCCUGCUGUCCCGAGAAAACCCAGAACUUGUUGACGCUGAGUACACUAAAAACCAGGCUUGGAAAUCUGAAAAGGACACCUUAGGAAAGCCUCCUGCAAAGGAAAUUCCACUGGUUGAUCACUGCAAAUACAAGUACCUGUUUAAUUUUCGGGGAGUGGCGGCCAGUUUCCGCCUGAAGCACCUUUUCCUGUGCGGCUCGCUCGUCUUCCAUGUCGGAGAGGAGUGGUUGGAGUUCUUCUACCCCCAGCUGAAGCCUUGGGUCCACUACAUCCCAGUGCGGUCAGACCUCUCUGACGUCAGGGAGCUCUUGCAGUUUGUAAAGGAAAAUGAUGCCAUAGCACAAGAAAUUUCAGAGAGGGGACGUCAGUUCAUCGCUGAGCACUUGGAGAUGGAGGACAUCUCUUGCUACUGGGAGCAUCUGCUGUCUGAAUAUUCCCAAAUCUUGACUUACAAAGUGAAAAGGAGGAAGAGCUACAGCGAGAUCACUUCUGGACAGCUGAAAACAGAACUGUAGAGUCUUCUCUGUUUUUCACUUUGUCUCAAACGGAUCACUGUGGAAAUCUGAAGAUCAGUAUUAACUUAUUUCUUGCUCUCUCAGACUUACCUUUCACAGCAGAACUACAGAGAAGUCAGCAGUAGGCUGACUUGGACAUUGCUUCUAGGCACUGCGACCUGGUUAUAUAGUCACCACAGGAAUGGUUAAGCAGCAUAUUGGAUUAAGGCUAUUUAAUGUGGUGGUCAGUCAUGCCUAGAGGAGGGAUGUUAGCAUUUAGGACUUAGUUACUACCUGUCUCGGAAUGAUCCUUAAUCCCAUGCAGUCGAUGAGAAGCCUUACUGGACUUUUUACCAAAGGUCUUGGCAAAGGACACAGACUGUGAGCUGCACUCAGCUAGUAAAUACUUGCCCCUUUUUUUGGCAAAUGUUUUCUCAGCUAGGUGAUAGCACUUGGGGUAUUAGGUGUUCUCUGACAGAAGCAGGUACUGGGAUUUGGGGGUUACAUUUCUGGAUAGCUUAGAGUUUAUGUCAGGUUUUAGAGGUUGAUGGUAAGGUUUUGACAUGCCCUUGAAAGGAUAACUGAUCCUUGCAGAGUUACCCUACCUACCUCACCGGGGAAUCAGCAUGUGCUGGUGCUGGGGCCAUCAUCAGCGAUGUGCUUGGCAGCUGAGACAGAGAUGGUUCAUCCUCAGCAGAUGAGCUGGGUGCCUGCACAGCCCUAACUGAGCCCCUGUUAAUUAUCUCUCACCAGCUGCCUGGCCAGACAUCCUGGGAUGUCAUCCUUAGGAACCCAGAGAAAGUAUUCACAGAGGUAGAUUCAGCACUUCCUUUUUCCAAAAGUGCAGAGUCUGCUCUGAUCCCCUUCUGUAAUCCUUCCAGGAUUAUAUUGGGAUUUUUGGUUUGAGGUUUUUUUUAGGGUUUUUGUUUUGUUUUGUUUUUUGGGUUUUUUUUUUUUUUUUUGAGACGGAUAAUAUAUCUGCUCACUUCAGUACUUGCUUUUCUUCCCCACAGCUGUGCCACUUCUUUUUUCAUCUCCUUCAGCCUGGUUGCUGGUUGAGGGAAAGUCUUCAGUCACACAGUAGCAGCUACUGCUCACAUUACCCAAUUUGGGUUGGUCAGAGGCUGCUUGUGCUCACUGUGUUUAUGCCCACCACAGCCUCUCGGCUGAGAAGGACUGCAAUUCCUGAAAUGCUCUGUGCCCCCUGAGGGGAGAGGCUGGGAGGCAGCAGCAUCUUCUCUGGCACCCAGACAGGAAGAGGGUGGGGUGGCAGGGGGGACACAGGAGCGUCCCAGGGGAGCACCCUUGUCGGUAAAGCAGCCUCAAGGCUGAGAGAGCAGUACAUUAUAAUGGAAGGGGAUGAUAGCAACAGCUCUCAGGCCCCUCUGCAGUCAGUGUGGAUCAGGGAAGAAGGAAAUUGCAUGGAACAAUAAUAUUUAAGUGCAUGUGUGCCCUCACAGAGGCCUUGCAGCCCUGGUAUAGGGAGACAGCAGCUGGCCCUAUUGAUCAAGUGCUGGUUGCUGGGGCAGUGUCUUGGUUUUGGGACCAGGGCUGGGGUUAUCUCAUCCAUCAAAGGAAAGAGAAUGGGGCAUUAAAAGAACCUGGUUUCCCAGGAAAACUGUGUCAGAGUGGAAAGGUUUUUCUGGUUUUCUAUUUUUAGCCAAUGGAGAGACAGCACUCCAAGAAACUGAACAGCUCUGUAUGAUAUUUUAAAACCAUUUGUAACUAAGUGCUUUUUGGAAUAAAACAAACAAAAAUGAA